This is a messenger RNA of Annulohypoxylon maeteangense, 1971 nucleotides long. RefSeq names its product PLP-dependent transferase. The record is from RefSeq and is a predicted model, not a curated record. Gene Ontology annotation, molecular function: carbon-carbon lyase activity; pyridoxal phosphate binding. Bases 135 to 1700 code for a protein of 521 amino acids. NCBI's taxonomy places the organism in Eukaryota, Fungi, Ascomycota, Sordariomycetes, Xylariales, Hypoxylaceae. Gene Ontology annotation, biological process: carboxylic acid metabolic process. The transcript has 2 exons.
GAGAAAUUACCCCUAUUUAAACUACAACAAAUUUUCAUCGCAUUUUCACCUCUUCCUCACCUCACCUUUCCCCUCAAUUACAAACCAAGCUGUCCAUAAAAUCACUAUCUGGUACCUCUAACCCACCCCCCAAAAUGGACACAGAAACCCUCCUCCAAAAAUCCUACACCCAGAUCCGCGCCGCCGCUAGCGUUCCCCCAGGCACCCAAGCCCGCACCCUCCCCCUCUCCAGCGCCAUACACACUGCACGAACCUCACUCAACCCCCUCCCCACAACCCCCCUCGGCCCUCUCCCCACCCUAAACCACCUAACCAACACCAUCGCGCCCGCGCUCCCCGGGCACAACCGAAGCGGGCGCUACUUCGGCUUCGUAACCGGGUCCACCCUGCCGAUCGCCGAAGCAGCAGAUAAUCUCGCCACAGCCUUCGACACAAGCGUGCAAGUGCACUUACCGGAACAGAGUAUCGCGACCGAAGUCGAGGACGUAGCGUUACGAUUGCUACUCCGACUUCUCCACCUAAGCCCAGAGUCAGGCUUAGAGAAAGCAGGAGAAGAUGCGGGGAUAGAGUGGGAAGGCAGGACAUUCACGACGGGAGCGACGGCGAGUAAUAUCCUCGGCCUGGCGUGCGGGCGGGAGGAGGUAGUGCGGAUGAGGUUGCCGGAUGGGAGCGAGGGAACGGUGGGGGAGGUAGGGAUUCUAGGGGCGUGUGCGGAGGCGGGGGUUAGGGAGAUUCGGGUUUUGACUAGUAUGGGACAUAGCUCUUUAUCGAAAGCGGCGUCUGUGGUGGGGCUUGGGCGGCGCGCGGUGAAGGAGUUGCCGUAUAGUGAGGCGGAGCCGUGGAGGUUGGAUUUGGAGGCUGUGGAGCGGGAGUUGAAGCGCGCGGAAGAGGGGGUUGCGUGUAUUGUGGCGAUUAGCGCCGGUGAGGUUAACACGGGCCGGUUUGCUACGAGUAGUUUGGGGGAGAUGAGGAGGUUGAGGGAGUUGGCGGAUCAGUAUAAGGCUUGGAUACAUGUCGAUGGCGCAUUUGGAAUCUUCGCCCGUGCUCUACCAGAUACGGAGGAAUUUGCCAAGUUACGAGAAUCUACGGCGGGUCUUGAGCUUGCGGAUAGUAUUACCGUUGACGGACAUAAAUUACUUAAUGUCCCCUAUGACACCGGCAUAUUCUUCACCCGGCGCUCCUCAACCCUCCAUGCCGUCUUCCAAAACCCAAACGCGGUAUACCUUACACCCUCCGGAUCCGGCCCCACCAUUCCCAGCCCGCUUAACAUCGGCAUCGAGAACUCGCGACGCUUCCGCGCGCUGCCUGUGUACGCCGUUCUCCUCAGCGAAGGGCAACCCGGGAUUGCCGAGAUGCUCGCGCGUAUGGUGCGGUUAGCCCGGGGCGUAGCCCACGCCCUCGUAUCCCCAGACGAAAAGUUGAAUCUAAGAGACGACUACGAACUCCUACCUAACUCGAGCGCAGCGGAGAGCACACACGUGAUAGUCCUAUUCCGUGCGCGAGACGAGGGGUUGAACAACGUACUAGUGAAAAAGAUCCAGGACUCGGGUGAAUGGUACGUGAGCGGGACUAAGUGGAAGGGGGAGUCCGCGUGUCGGAUCGCAGUGUCGAGCUGGAGGGUUAAUGUUGAGGAGGAUCUGGAGUUUGUGAAGAGUAGGCUGGCUAGUAUAGCUAAGGAAUGGAAAGAGAGCGGCAGGUAAAGGUCUCGAGAGGUAAGAGGUAGUGGUUAGGAUAUAGACAUAUUUCGGCUGGGCAAAAGGGUAAAAUUAGGUGCAUAAAAGUACUCAUAAGUUGAAUGCAAGGAAAUCCCCUUAGAGAUGCCGGUCCACAUAAUUGUAUUAGUCGUGCUGACGAAGCUAGUCUCUCAUCUAAGCCGUUGAGUUAUUCGAACUCAGAAAGAUCUUGGGUAAUGAAUGAGGGCCGUUUCUUCUUCGCGUAUAAAAACAUGGCUAACCUGGUAGAUGAGGUAUG